GUGGAAUGGCAUUCUACUCUUUUAGAUGUGCCUGCUCAGACUAAGUUUGAUUACACAGUGACUGACCUGAACGGAGGGCCUCGACCUCCCUCACCCUAUGAGGAGCAGUACAAAAAGACCACAUUGAAGGGUGGUGCAGUGGCAGGACAGCUGACAACAGUGGGGAUGUGGCAGAUGUUUGCCCUGGGGCAAAGGCUGAGGAGGAGCUAUGUGGAAGAAGCCAACUUUCUCUCACCAACCUUUAAGCCUGCUGAGGUCUUCAUCCGUUCCACUAAUAUUUUCCGGAAUCUGGAGUCCACACGGUGCCUACUAGCUGGGCUGUACCAACAGCAGAAAGAAGGAUCUGUUGUCAUUGUCACUGACGAAGCAAGCUCUGAAAUCCUCUAUCCCAAUUACCACAACUGCCAGCGCCUGAAAUACUUGAGCAGGCAUAGAUUGAAGAAUGCUCUGCAACAGCCAGGUAUCUCUGAUGACUUGAAAACAAUUAAGGAGAAGAUGGGGAUCGAUGACGAUACGUCUGUGGACUUUUUUCUCCUCCUUGAUAACAUUCGUGCUGAGCAGGCCCACGAUUUGCCGAGCUGCCCCGCGCUGAGGAACUUUCAGCAGACAGUUGAGCGUCGGUCCGUUGACUCGCUGCUUCUCCUUCUGGAAGACGGUUCAAGAGAAGUUCUUCAGAUGAGCAUUGGUCUCCUUUUCCAUACCUUACAGAAGAACAUGACAGAAGCAGUAGAUCCUUCAUCUCCAGCUGAAAAAGCCAGAAAGCUCAUUCUCUAUGCCUCUCAUGACACUACCCUUAUUCCUCUCCUGGUGGCCCUGGGCACCUUCAAUGGCAAGUGGCCACCUUACGCUGCAGACGUGACCCUGGAACUGUACCAGCACCGGCAGUCCAAAGAGUGGUUUGUUCGCCUGUCUUACCAUGGAGAGGAGCAAGUGGUGAAAGGAUGUAGAGCAGGUCUCUGCCCACUCGAAGACUUUCUGGAAGUUCUUUCCCAGUACUCUGUCAGUCCAGAGGAGUACAGUAACCUGUGCUCCCCAGUGGAGGGGACAUCGUCAAACUGA
Molecule: messenger RNA, 1059 nt
Organism: Eurypyga helias (sunbittern)
Lineage: Eukaryota; Metazoa; Chordata; Aves; Eurypygiformes; Eurypygidae
Gene: ACP6
Product: acid phosphatase 6, lysophosphatidic
Exons: 9
Biological process (GO): dephosphorylation
Molecular function (GO): phosphatase activity
Source: RefSeq, a predicted model, not a curated record